AUGGGUCCCGGCAGUGCGAGUGAGCCAUGGUUAUCCUACCGAACUGCGCACAGCAGAGUUGUCAGACGAGACGUUGCAGUCUCUGUGCCAAACGAGAGUCAAUGUAACCUUUCCGCUUGUGUUGUUGAUGCGAGAUGGGCUCAAGGACUGUUGUCCGUGGGCCUUGCUCAGGCGGUGCAACCAGAGGUCUAUUCGGUCACAAAAGCUCCCAAGUCCUGUGACAUUUCUGAAACAUCUUACCGGGCAUAUGAUAUGUUUCGUCUAGAUGCUGGACGUCAAGAAUCUUGGCGUCGACUUCCUAUCACUGCCAACUGCUUGGACGCCGUCAAUUUAAAGCUCAACGCGAGAAUAGAUAUGCCGUGGGACACGUCAGUAAUAAACAACAAUACUUUGAAUCCCAAUGACACCGAAACAAGAACGACAAUAUCGUCUCUCAUGUCUAUGGCGGCAUCCGACUCGUUUCUAGUGCCAAAUGUCGAACAUAUAACUACUCGCUUCCGUCUUUGCCGAUGCCAUAUCCCGCGCCGGCAUCUGGCAAGUCCUGAAUAUUACCAUCCCGAUCCAGGAUAG
Molecule: messenger RNA, 570 nt
Organism: Bipolaris sorokiniana ND90Pr
Lineage: Eukaryota; Fungi; Ascomycota; Dothideomycetes; Pleosporales; Pleosporaceae
Exons: 2
Coding region: 1-570 (189 amino acids)
Source: RefSeq, a predicted model, not a curated record